Molecule: messenger RNA, 1608 nt
Organism: Insectozyma verbasci
Lineage: Eukaryota; Fungi; Ascomycota; Pichiomycetes; Serinales; Debaryomycetaceae
Source: the annotation of a GenBank genome assembly
AUGACAUUAUCACUAUUAGAUUUAGGUGAAGAUAUACUAUUACAAUUAUCAACACAUUUAACUCCAUCACAAAUCUUCAAAUUAUUUACUUUAAAUAAACAAUUGUAUUCAAUAUUCAGCCAUUCAAAUUCAAUCUACAAUCUUUUAUAUCGUAAGUUAUUCAAUACAACUUAUCCAAUAACUUCGACUCAAAAUUGGAAAGAGAUAUUUUAUACUAGAGUAUCAUCGCAACAAGUAUUCACUUGGGGAGAAUCAAAUGGUGGUAGAUUAGGUUAUUUAUCAACUUCAAUUCCACAAGAGAGUUUAAUUCGUAAUUUCGGAUGGUAUGUACAUACACCUUCACACAUACCUGAAUUUGAUAAUUUUAUAAUCAUUGACAUAUUGGCAACAGGUUUCAAUUUUAUCUUUUUGUUAGAUAAUGGAGAAAUAUGGUAUUCGGGAAUUGCAAGAAAUGGAUAUAGGAAUAUUUCACCUGGUCCAAAAGAAAAAGAUUAUAUAGGAAGAAUAGAGAAUGAUCAUGUUGCAGCGAGAAGAAACUUGGGUGUUAUUCCAAUGCCAUUAAUGUCUCAAAGAUAUCAAAUUCCAAAAGAUGAAGAAAAUAAUGAUCUUAAAUGGAGACAAAAAUCAAAAACUGUGCCCUCAAAUAACAAUUUCCUUUCUAAAUUUGAAAUUAUGGGACAUCCUCAUGUUGUUUCUAUAAGUUGUGGUAGAGAACAUUUAAUUGCAUUAACGGAUACAAAUGAAUUAUAUACUUGGGAUUCAGGAAAUUCAAACAAGAUAGGUAUAAAAUUAACAUUUCCAAGUAUUGAUUCAAGUUAUACUAUUCUUAAAAUAUGUGCUGGUUGGAAUUCAAGUGCAAUUUUAGUUGAGAAUGUUGGGUUAGUUAUUAUUUACAGAAGGGAAGCUUUAACUAAAGAACAAUUUGAAAACCAUCAUUUUACAACAGAUGCUAAAUACAUUAUACUUCCAAACUCCAAAAAUAACAUUGUUGAUCUCACAGUUGGUAAUAAUUACAUUUUAUAUAUUUCAAAAUCAGAUAAUUCAUUAUGUAUGUUUACAUUUAAUCCAGAUAACCUUAGUUCAGAGACAAGCAUAACUGAAUUAAGAUCAAGUAUUAAAAAAUUGGACAAAUUUAAUAAUUGGAAAACUCAAUUUGAAAAACAUAUCGAAUUUACUAAAGUAAGUUCAAAUUUUAAUAAUUUUAUCAUAUUUACAAAUCAUGAUCAGAUUUUAUUUGGUCAUUCUGAAGAUGUGGAAAAUAUAAUUGUGCACGAUGAAUUACAAGGAAGAAAUAUAGUCAGUAUCGAAAUUGGUGAUUAUCAUUAUUUAGCUCUCACUUCAUCUGGUGACAUUUUUUCUUGGGGUAUUGAAUCUAAAUGUUGUGGAUGCUUGGGAUUAGGUUCAAAAGAGGAAGUUAAACAGAAAGUAACUGAUGAAACUAUUGUUAUAGAUGAAGGUAAUGGAUUGAGAGUUACCAAACCUUUGAUUGUUAAAAAACCUGGAAAUGGUAAAUGGAUUGGUAUAGCUGCUGGUGGUUGGCACUCAGCUGGUAUAUUUGUACCUGAUGAACCAAAGAAAGAGCAAGAAAGUGAUAAAAGUGAAGCUUGA